This is a messenger RNA of Didymella exigua CBS 183.55, 1134 nucleotides long. RefSeq lists its product as uncharacterized. Gene Ontology annotation, molecular function: endopeptidase inhibitor activity; proteasome binding. The record is from RefSeq and is a predicted model, not a curated record. The coding region runs from base 1 to 1134 and encodes 377 amino acids. Gene Ontology annotation, biological process: proteasome-mediated ubiquitin-dependent protein catabolic process. The transcript is spliced from 2 exons. NCBI's taxonomy places the organism in Eukaryota, Fungi, Ascomycota, Dothideomycetes, Pleosporales, Didymellaceae.
AUGGUCGCUGACAGAACGACGGGGAACCCGCUCAGCGCGGGCUCCCUUUCGCUCUUCAUGGCGACUGCGCUACCGAGAGGCGAGAGCUCAAAGCUGAAGAACGGGACCGAAGCUAUAGCACUGGCAGUGCACGCCGGUAUGCUUGCAGUAGGUUUCAGACUAGUAGGUGUUGGUGAAGACGAGAGAAUAGAAGCAUAUGCAGACGCCGAGAACCCCAAUCCACUUCCUGCAACAUGGAAUGCCUCCUCACUAUACACAUUCUGCUACAAGCACGCACAGUCCGCCAUGGACUACCACAUCAACGUUCACAAGCUAGGCAGCAAAGCAGCUGUCUCCGCGAUUGCUAUUGGCGACGAUCGACCAAAGAACUUCGAUGUCACGACAACAGAAUACCUGUCAGACUCUAUGCUCCCUUUGAGCAUACCGGAGGACAUGUCGACAGAAGAUGCAGCCAAGAAGCUGAUGGACCUCUUCAUAUCGUCUGGGCGUCUGAAUGAUCUUAGCGCGGAGCUCAAGUUGAAGAUCAUCCAGAAGCUUGCGCCGAGCUUGCAGAAAGCUGGAUUCGAGGAUAGCGGCGCAUCGAAUUCGCAAAACGGUCCUGCGCCUGAUGGCAACUCAACACCUCGCCCCGCCAAUUUACCAAACCCCCGUCAGCCGCAAGAUCCUGAGCCAGCGCGUCCAUAUCCCUUUAACGAUCCUCUGGCCGUCCCUCGACAACCAGGCAGGUCGCUACCUGAACCCAUGCCUGGCUUCGACGAUGAGUACGAGGUCAAUGGCCCACAACGAGGCGGACUACGUGACGGCCAUUACCCUGUAGGGAUUGGCCACGACGAUCUGUACCCACAAGGUCUGGGUCCCAAUGACCCUCUGCGACCGCAUCUCGGCGGCGGUCUCCCAGGACCUGGCGGCGGCUUCGGUGGUGGUAUGCACCCUACCUUCGACGACCCGCUCUUCCGUGGACAAGGCGGACAGGGAGGCUACGACCCAUCAGCACCACCUGGCGCACGAUACGAUCCAGUCGGUCCAGGCGGUACACCACGAGACAACCGCGGCGGAGGGCCGAGAUUCCCUGGGGGAGGUUUCGGUGGGCCGCCCAACCCAUUCGGUGGCUUUGGCGGCAACGACUUCAUCUGA